This is a messenger RNA of Otolemur garnettii (small-eared galago), 1465 nucleotides long. RefSeq names its product tripartite motif-containing protein 5-like. The record is from RefSeq and is a predicted model, not a curated record. The transcript has 7 exons. Bases 221 to 1135 code for a protein of 304 amino acids. Gene Ontology annotation, molecular function: zinc ion binding. Lineage: Eukaryota; Metazoa; Chordata; Mammalia; Primates; Galagidae.
UUGUGAUUAUCAGGCUGUUGGAUUGGAGAAUGAAUUCUGACUAGCCUGCCCUGGCCUGCCAUCACUCUUUGUAGAAUCCAUUUCCUCACGGUUUCUGAAGGUAUAUUCUGGAGAGCAAAACCUGGAAGACUUUGCAGCAAAAACUGAAUUUGCUUAGGGGGCUCUGUGAGCAACAGGUACCUCUGCAGUCAGCAUAAGCAGGAUCAAGGGAUCAGCUGCUAUGGAUUCAGAACUCCUGCUGAAUAUGAAGGAGGAGGUGACCUGCCCCAUCUGCCUGGAACUCCUUAUAGAGCCCCUGAGCCUAGACUGUGGCCACAGCUUCUGCCAAGCCUGCAUCUCUGAAAACCAAAAGAAGUCCACGAUAGACCAAGAAGGGCAAAGCAGUUGUCCUAUGUGCCGAAUCACUUACCAGUUUGAGAAUCUGCGUCCCAAUCGACCUCUAGCCAACAUAGUGGAGAGGCUCAGAGGGAUCACGUUAAACUCAGAAGAGGGACAGAAGGUAGAUCACUGUGAGCACCAUGGAGAGAAAUUACUGCUCUUCUGUGAGGAGGAUGGAGAGGUCAUUUGCUGGCUUUGUGAGCGGUCUCAGAAGCACCGUGGUCACCAGACAUCCCUCCUGGAGGAGGCUGCCCAGGAGUACCAAAUGAGGCUCCAGAGAACUCUCGAAAAGCUGAUGAAGCAACAGCAGGAAGUUGAGCAAAUAGAAGUUGACAUCAGCAAAGAGAGAACUUUCUGGAAGGAUCAAAUACAGUCUGACAGAGAAAACAUCCAGGCACACUUUGGCGAACUGAGAGACCUCCUGGCAUCUGAGGAGAACAAGAAACUGCAAAUUCUUGAUGAAGAGGAAAAAGGUAUUCUCAAUAGUCUAGUUGAGGCUGAGAAUGAGCUGCACCAGCACCAUCAGGUGGUAAGAAUGUUCAUCUCUGAUGUGGAACGUCGAUUGCAGGCCCCAGCAAUAGAGAUGCUGCAGGAUGUGAAUGGCAUGAUAGAAAGGUGUGAAAGCUUGACCUUGAAGAAGCCAAAAACUUUUCCCAAGGAACAAAGGAAAGUAUUUCAAGUGCCUAAACUGAAACGAUUGCUGCAAGUGCUUAAACGAGACAUACGUGUCAGUGCAGAGCUGACAGAAUCCCACUAAGACUUGCAUGAGAAGUCCCACUGUUUCAACCAAUAUUUGCAGCACCUAUGGCUCAAUGGGGUAAGGAUGCUGGGCCUAUAAACCGGAGGUUGCAGUUCAAUCCACUCUUAUUACCUCCAAUGAGCAAUUCAAGUCAUCAUUUCUUCAGAUAAGAGAGAAGUGAGAUCUGGCCAGUAUGCAGGAACCCUGAAAAAUUAAUGAAGGACAAUUAUGGUAUCCUAGGCUCUCCAGAUUUCACAUCAGGGGAAUGUUACUGGGAGUAGAUAUGGCCAAUAAACUUUCUUGGAUCCUGGGUGUAUAUGUUAAACAAGGUUUCCCAUACAAUGAGAA